AUGCAACCAAGAACACGAAUUCCCGAGUUUGCAGAAUUAGAAAACUAUAAAAAUCUUGGGCUAUUGACCCAGAUGCAACUCGAUUUACUCUAUCGAAGAGUAAAUGGCGAGUCUUAUCAACAAAUACGGAAUGUUUACUCAAUUUCAAAGACGACAGUAGCACGCGCAAUCAUGCGCACUGCUACUUGUCGUUCAUGGACAAAAGGUCAGUCAGGGGGUGGUAUGACCCAUUUGUCACUACCAGAUGAAAUGCAGUUCAAAAAACUUGUUCAAGAGAUGGCAGACGACUUGAACUGUAUUACAACAUCAAUGGCCAUUGCUGUCUGUACGGAAUUACAAAAUAGGAGAUUAAAAUUUGCGGCGCGGGUACUAAUCGCUGCAAGAUGCCCGCAUCUUCUAGCGAAGCUCGAUGAUUACUGCCCAUCGCCAUCCCGUGGCUGGCUUAAUCAUAUCGCCACAAGAUUGUCAAUUCGGAUUGUGAGCUCCCAAACUAUUGAUAUGCUCCGACGCUCUACCUGUGACGCAAACCAUAUUCGCCACAAUCCGAAUUACAAUUAUUUUUGGUUUUAUAUUUUUUGUGAGCUGCAUAAUGGAGUGAGGAAGCAUCUUGAUGAAGAGAGGAAGCACCUUGAUCAAGAGAGGAAGUACUUUGAAGAAGAGAGGAAUCACUUUGUUGAAGAGAGGAAGCAUCUUGAUCAAGAGAGGAAGCACCUUGAUGAAGAGAGGAAGCUGCAUGAUGGAUGCAUGAUGGAGUGA
Trichomonas vaginalis G3 is the source of this 756-nucleotide messenger RNA. Its product is annotated as DDE endonuclease family. The record is from RefSeq and is a predicted model, not a curated record. Lineage: Eukaryota; Parabasalia; Trichomonadida; Trichomonadidae. The transcript has a single exon. Bases 1 to 756 code for a protein of 251 amino acids.